AUGGAUGGGGCAAACCAGACAGCUGUCAGGGAGUAUACCUUGGUGGGGUUAUCUGGGCACCAUGACCUAGAGAGGGUCCUGUUUGUGCUUUGCCUGGCUCUCUACUCUCUGACCGUGCUGGGGAACUCCCUCCUCAUCGGGCUGAACAUGCUGGACCCCCACCUGCACAACCCCAUGUACUUCCUGCUCAGCAACCUCUCCCUCAUGGACAUCCUUGGCACAUCCUCCUUCGUGCCGCUCAUGCUGGUCAAUUUCCUGGAAGCCCAAAGGACCAUCUCCUUCCCGGGCUGUGCCCUACAGAUGUACCUGACUCUGGCACUGGGAGCCUCGGAGUGCUUGCUGCUGGCUGUGAUGGCAUCCGACCGUUGUGUGGCUACCUGCCAGCCACUGAGGUAUCCAGAGCUCACGAGUGGGAAGACGUGCUUGUGCGUGGCAGUGCUGGCCUGGGGGACGGGCUUCACCAACUCACUGCUGCCGUCCCUCCUGGCCUGGCGCCUCCCCUUGUGCGGCCACGAUGUCAUUAACCACUUCUUCUGUGAGAUCCUGGCAGUGCUGAAACUGGCCUGUGGGGACAUCACCCUCAACGCACGGGUGCUAAUGGUGGCCACAACAUUCCUGACACUGGCCCCACUCCUGCUCAUCUUUCUGUCCUACAUGUUCAUUCUUGCUGCCGUCCUUAGGGUACCUUCUGCUGCAGGCCAGCGCAAAGCGUUCUCCACCUGCUCUGCCCACCUCACGGUGGUGGUGAUUUUCUACGGGACCAUCUCUUUCAUGUACUUCAAGCCCAAGGCGAAGGACGCCAACGUGGAUAAGAUCAUUGCGUUAUUCUAUGGGGUCGUGGCACCCUCCCUGAACCCCAUCAUCUACAGCCUGAGGAACGCAGAGGUGAAAGCCACUGCGGUGGCUCUGCUGCGGGGAGGUCUGCUCUCCAGGAAGGCGUCCCGCCCGUCCUGCUGGGCCCCUUCUCCACCAGGACACGCCAGGCUGUGCUGUGGCCGUGACCUCCACACGGCAGCGGCUCAACUCGGCUCGUGCUCCAGGCCCAUCAGAGGACGGAGGGGGUCUCUGCGUCGGCACCACUAG
This is a messenger RNA of Orycteropus afer afer, 1083 nucleotides long. RefSeq names its product olfactory receptor 13C7-like. Gene Ontology annotation, cellular component: membrane. Gene Ontology annotation, molecular function: G protein-coupled receptor activity; olfactory receptor activity. Lineage: Eukaryota; Metazoa; Chordata; Mammalia; Tubulidentata; Orycteropodidae. Gene Ontology annotation, biological process: G protein-coupled receptor signaling pathway. The record is from RefSeq and is a predicted model, not a curated record.